AUGAACAACGAAGAGCAGUUUCUAUACAAUAUGAUUCCAUCUUCAUCAAAUUUACAACAGACAACACGAAAAAAACGUAAACUCAAUGGACAACAACGCGAUGAAGCGACCGUACGGGAAAAACAUCGAAUGCUUAAAUUAAACAAAGCUUAUAGUCAACUUCGUUUGGUUUUACCUGUUGAAAACAAAUGUAAAUUAUCUCGCAUUGAAACUCUCCGCACAGCCGUAAAUUAUAUUCACAUACUUAAUCAACUACUUGAAAGUUAA
Rotaria socialis is the source of this 267-nucleotide messenger RNA. Lineage: Eukaryota; Metazoa; Rotifera; Eurotatoria; Philodinida; Philodinidae. The record is from the annotation of a GenBank genome assembly.